This is a messenger RNA of Drosophila takahashii, 1298 nucleotides long. RefSeq lists its product as uncharacterized. NCBI's taxonomy places the organism in Eukaryota, Metazoa, Arthropoda, Insecta, Diptera, Drosophilidae. The record is from RefSeq and is a predicted model, not a curated record.
UGAACCCGACAAUCGAAGCGGUUGCAAGUGCCCGGAAAAUAUCAACAAUGAACUACGCUAAUCUUGUGAUUAUCUGCGCCAGCUUGGUGCUCCCCCAACUGGAGAUGGGAGCCGCCAGAGCUACGCGCGGUGGAAUCGACCCGUCUCUCUACUCCCAGGGGCGGAAAUGGAACUUGACUGAGGAAAUAUUGAAUGAAAUGUGGCUCUCCAAAAGGCCGUAUAUAGUCACAUGGAAACCAAAUUCCAAUGAGGUGAUUACGGACACCUACGAAUUCAGUCCCAAUGGAAGAAAUCUUUUGAGGAGCACGCAAAGACACUAUGAGUGGAGGUAUCCAGAAGACGGUGGACCCUCUUCUGUACAAGUUCAGGAAAAUUUGGACUUUCUAUCCAACCAGCUGCGUCAACUGGCCAGUGUCUUCAAUAAUCCCUUCAUCAAUCCGGUUGGAUUCGGUUUUCCCGACUUUAACAUCUUUAAAAACUUGCAUAAACCUAACUACGGACCCAAUCCGUUCCUUCCGCGUCUUCCCGAUUUACCACAAUGUAAUUGUCCACGAGGCGGUAGACCAAACGAACCGAAUCCGGAAUAUAGACCGUCUAAAGGAGAACAAGAUCCCGUAUUCAAUGAACCCAACCCGAUAUAUAUUCCCGCCCAAGAUCCCAGUUUAAAUGGACGCAAUAUGCCGAGCUUCCCCCCUCAAGAUGUGCCCAACACACAAGGACGUAUACCAAAUAGAUCCGACGAUAAUGAUCCAUGGCUGCCGCGUCCACCUUCGACUCCACGAACUGUGGUUCCCCGGCCCACACUGGCACCCCCGAAUUUCGACGAUUCGCCGCCGCUUUGGGUGCCAAAUCUAGAACAAACAACUACAACGGAGCGAGCUCUCGUCCCCCUGCCCACCUUGGCACCCAGAAGAAAUGGAACCGACACAAGCAUCGAUGAUUUUUUGGGAAAGGUGGACAUCACCGUGGCGGACAUUAAGGAGGAGGAUGGGGAGUUUGUCACGACGAUCAUGGAUGAGCAAGGGCGAGUUUUAAAGGCCAGUUUUGCUCUGAGCGAUGACAAAGGGCAGGGAGGUGGCGUCAAUUAGAAAAAAGGCCCACCAUAAAAUAACCAUAUAUAUUUUUGCAACAAAUUUCACCUCAAAUUAAAGAUUUAUAAGCCAGGGAUAAUAAUAUUUCUUAUAAUUGUUAAUAAAUUCCCAAAUAAAUUUAGUUAUAAUUAUGUACUUUAAUUUGUAUUCUCAGAACCUUGAAAAUAAACCCAGUUUAAUUAGACGCAAUGAAAGUCAUGGGAAAAA